AUGCUCGCCUCUCGAGUGGCCGCUCGCACAUGCGGGCGGACAGUGAGAACCGCAGGCCUACCUCGACGGUACCAUGGCCUUGCUAAUAGUAAAUUGUUCAAAGUAUCGGAGGAGGUUCGCGAUGCCGUCGCCACGGGGAGACCUGUGGUGGCCCUUGAAUCAACCAUCUAUACACAUGCAGGAUUCCCCUAUCCGGAAAGUGUCGCAUUGGCAACGCUGUUGGAAUCUGUAGUACGUGCCAAUGGCGGCGUUCCUGCUACCAUCGGAGUUCUCUAUGGCGAAGCCCGGGUUGGCCUCAACGCAGAAGAGCUCAUCGAGUUAGCAUCUACUGCGGAGAAGAAGAACGCUUUGAAAGUGUCCCGGAGGGAUCUGGGAUACAUUUGUGGUCUAGGACUAGCUGGCAAAAGACUACACGGGGGUACAACAGUGUCCGGCACGAUGGUGCUGGCUCAUCUGGCUGGAAUCAAGGUCUUCGGAACGGGAGGCUUAGGAGGCGUACAUCGCGGUGGAGAAAAUUCGAUGGACAUCUCUGCUGAUCUCACCGAGCUGGGACGAACGCCAGUGGCAGUCGUCAGCUCUGGGUGUAAGAGCUUCCUGGAUAUCCCGCGUACCCUGGAGUAUCUCGAGACAGAGGGAGUCUGCGUGGGGACCUUUGCAGAUGGCCGUCAAGGAGCCGUGGAUUUCCCCGCCUUCUAUACUCGCGACAGUGGCCUCAAGAGUCCGAAGAUCAUCCAUGAUGAGGCUGAAGCGGCCGCAAUUAUCUACGCGCAAACACAGAUUCCUGUCUCGUCCGGUAUUCUCCUUGCCAACCCUGUCCCCCUCGAGCAUUCGAUUGCAAAAAGUGAGAUGGAUGGCAUCAUCGAUGAGGCCAUUCGUCUUGCAGAAGUCGAGGGGCACCAAGGGAGUGACAAUACGCCAUUCGUACUUGCAAAGAUCAAGGACCUAAGUGGUGGGAAGAGUGUAGUGGCCAACCGAGCCCUUGUCGAGGCCAAUGUGGAGCGUGCAGCCAAGGUAGCUCUGGAACUCUCGAAACUCGAGCGAUCUGGCGGAUACAUGCCAGCUAUCUCCGAGACCACUGGGGCUGACCGAGCAACUGCAGAAGCAGAGCUGGAUCUCAAUUCGACCACUGAACAGUUGACCAAGGGUGUUGCCAAGGCGGACAUUGUUGUGGCAGGCUCGCUGGCAAUUGAUUUGUCCUGUGACUUUAGUCCUACUGAGCCAACGACUUCUCCCGUCUUGGAGACAUCCAAUCGCGCAGUCAUCGGACAAAGCCUUGGAGGGGUGGGUCACAAUGUGGCUAUCGCGGCGAAAUAUCUCAACAGCUCUGUUCUCUUCUGCAGUAUAGUUGGGGACGAUUUAAGUGGCCGCACCGCGCUCGCUUCCCUCCGCGAUGAGAAGCUGCCCAUAGCCGGUAUUCGUGUUCUUCCUGCAUCAUCAGGAGCGCGUACUGCGCAGUAUGUGGCCGUCAACGAUGCAAAGAAGGAUCUCGUUGUCGCUAUGGCUGAUAUGGCCAUUAUGGAAUUGCCCGCACAAAGUCUAGAUUUUGACGGAUUCUGGGAGCCAUUAAUUGCGCAAGCUCAACCAAAAUGGGUGGUUGUGGACGCGAACUGGAGCCCAGAAGUGCUUGUAAAGUGGAUGACAGUUGCAAAGAAGCAUGGGGCUCGAACGGCCUUCGAACCCGUCUCGACCGCCAAGAGCCGUCGGUUGUUCGGCCGGCGCUCCGCUGCCGUCACGCCUUCCGAAUGUGUUCCCAAUAAUACCGUCAGUCUUGCGGCACCCAACCAGAUGGAGCUGACAGAGAUGUACGCAGCCGCGCGGGAUAAUGGUCUUCUCGAGUCCGAAGACUGGUGGCAUGUCAUUGACGCAAUGGGGAUGUCUGCGUCUGGAUCGCGAGACCGAUUGGUAGCCAUGACUUCGGCCGAGCUCGUGGAUCAAGGCAUUCCGCAGCAAAGCAUCCAGCUUCUUCCCUUUAUCCCGUGCAUUAUCACCAAGCUGGGCAGGCAAGGCGUCCUUCUCACACAGCUUCUCCGUCCGGGAGACGCGCGUCUGACCAGUCCGGACACCGCCCCAUAUAUCCUAUCCCGUGCGCCCACCCACCAUGCAGUGAUCGGAGGAGUAUACAUGCGUUUGUUCCCCCCAGCAGCCGUACUUGCGGAGGAAGAUAUUGUCAGUGUCAAUGGAGCUGGAGAUACUCUCUUGGGGGCGGUAGUAACGGGUUUAGCCCGCGGCCAUGUGGUAGAAGAGGUGCUGUCUUUGGCGCAGGAAGCCAGUGUUCUGACGCUUCAGUCCCCUGGCGGCGUGAGUCGCGAAAUCCGCAAGCUCAACUUUCCAUGA
Messenger RNA from Aspergillus aculeatinus CBS 121060, 2334 nucleotides. RefSeq names its product pseudouridine-5'-phosphate glycosidase/carbohydrate kinase family protein. The record is from RefSeq and is a predicted model, not a curated record. The transcript has 7 exons. Gene Ontology annotation, molecular function: pseudouridylate synthase activity; kinase activity. NCBI's taxonomy places the organism in Eukaryota, Fungi, Ascomycota, Eurotiomycetes, Eurotiales, Aspergillaceae. Bases 1 to 2334 code for a protein of 777 amino acids.